Molecule: messenger RNA, 1165 nt
Organism: Nicotiana tabacum (common tobacco)
Lineage: Eukaryota; Viridiplantae; Streptophyta; Magnoliopsida; Solanales; Solanaceae
Product: MADS-box protein FBP24
Biological process (GO): positive regulation of transcription by RNA polymerase II
Cellular component (GO): nucleus
Molecular function (GO): RNA polymerase II transcription regulatory region sequence-specific DNA binding; DNA-binding transcription factor activity; protein dimerization activity
Source: RefSeq, a predicted model, not a curated record
CCAAAAGAAAACUAAGCUUAUAUAUAAAUAGGUGAAAUUGCAAAGAGGACGCACCUCUACCCAAAAUCAGAAAGCCAACCUGAAAAAACACUACAAGAACAAAGGAGAUACUAUACGUUAAAGAAUAAUGGGGAGAGGAAAGAUAGAAGUGAAGAGAAUAGAGAACAAAACAAGCAGGCAAGUCACAUUUUCAAAACGAAGAGCUGGUCUUCUCAAGAAAACUCAUGAACUCUCUGUUCUUUGUGAUGCUCAAAUUGGACUUAUCAUCUUCUCCACCAAAGGCAAAUUAUUUGAGUACAGCAGUCAACCUCACAGCAUGAGCGAGAUUAUUAGUAGGUAUCUCCAAACCACAGGUGCCUCAAUUCCGGUUCAAGAUAAUAGGGUUGAACUCUAUGAUGAAAUUACCAAAAUGAAGAGGGAUACACUUAACCUUCAGUUGAGCCUUCAAAAAUACAAAGGCGAUGACUUGAGCUCAGCACAGUAUGAAGAACUGAAUGAACUUGAGAAGCAGCUCGAAUUCGCAGUUAACAAGGUCAGAGCUAGAAAGCACGAGCUCAUGCUGCAGCAGAUGGAAAAUCUGAGGAGAACGGAGAAAAUGCUGGAGAAGGACAAUCAAGAAAUGUACCAGUGGUUGAUGAGCAAUCAAAUGUACAAGCAACAGUCAGCAGGAAUGGAGCAUAAUGAUGAUGAUCAAAAUGAAGAAGCAAUUACUGAACUGAAUCUAAUGGGAGAGCAGCCACUGUUGUCUCAGUUUUCAUUCUUUGGUGAAGAGCAAGUACAACCCAGCAGCAGUAAUGUACUUCAACUUGCUGCAGCUAGUACUAGUACUUCUGCCUAUCGCCUUCAGUCUUCCCACCCUAAUCUUCAAGACUCUGAUCUUCCUGGUUGUAACUAUGCUCACUUAAAAGAUUGAUCAUGCUUUAAUUGUUACGAGGAGCUCCAAUUGUUAGGAAUGAAGCUGGCCAGUGAAAUUCCUAGUGGAUAAUUCUACAUUUUCCUUUUGGCAUAUUUGGGAAACAUACUUUAUUUAAUUAUUAUGCAACUAAUUAAGGACCUAUUGAUUGUACUCAGAAUUAAUCUCUACUUAUGCGUGUACGUAUAGUGAUUUGUUGGCUUAGAAUAGGAACCGAGAAUGCUUAUAUAUGAUCCUAUAGAAGAUUUACUA